AUGAUAUUCCGAUAUCAGGGAGGGUGUAGGGCUCUUCGCUCCCCAGGGCCAGGCGCUGCUCAGAACGAGCCAAGAAUUGUCACCAGUGAAGAGGUCAUUAUUCGAGAAACCCUCCUUCCUGUUACCCUGCAGUGUAACCUCACCUCCAGCUCUCACACCCUUAUGCACAGCUACCGGACAAAGAAUGGAGUAGAACUCACUACCACACGUAAGAAUGCCAGCAACAUGGAACACAGGAUCAAUAAGCCAAGAGCUGAGGAUUCAGGCGAAUACCACUGUAUGUAUCAUUUUGUCCGCGCUCCUAAAGCCAAUGCCACCAUUGAAGUGAAAGCUGCUCCUGACAUCACUGGCCAUAAACGGAGUGAAAAUAAAAAUGAAGGGCAGGAUGCCAUGAUGUACUGCAAGUCAGUUGGCUACCCCCACCCAGAAUGGAUAUGGCGCAAGAAGGAGAAUUGUGUGUUCCUGGACAUUUACAAUAGCUCUGGUAGCUUUUUCAUCAUCAACAAGGAGAAUUACACUGAACUGAAUAUUAUGACUCUCCAGAUCACAGAAGAUCCCGGCAAGUAUGAAUGUAAUGCCAUCAACUCCAUUGGCUGUGUCUCAGUUCUCACCGUCCUCAGGGUACGGAGCCACCUUGCCCCACUUUGGCCUUUCUUGGGAAUUCUGGCUGAAAUCAUCAUCCUUGUGGUGAUCAUUGUUGUGUAUGAGAAGAGGAAGAGGCCAGAUGAGGCUCCUGAUGAUGAUGAACCAGCCGGGCCAAUGAAAACCAACUCUACCAACAAUCACAAAGAUAAAAACUUGCGCCAGAGACACAAAUUAAGCACUACUUACAAUCUCUUUAGGUUUCUGAAAACGGUGGCAACAUGACCUGCUAAAUUUUCUGCUUGGAUCUCUUUGGUCUCUCCCUUUCAAGUGAGCAACACCACAAUGACCGUCUAAAAGCAUGCCUUAUUUAGCCUCUUCUAAUAAGGGUGACC
Microtus ochrogaster (prairie vole) is the source of this 977-nucleotide messenger RNA. Its product is annotated as neuroplastin-like. The record is from RefSeq and is a predicted model, not a curated record. The coding region runs from base 1 to 867 and encodes 288 amino acids. Lineage: Eukaryota; Metazoa; Chordata; Mammalia; Rodentia; Cricetidae. Gene Ontology annotation, cellular component: neuron projection. The transcript is spliced from 3 exons.